Molecule: messenger RNA, 1419 nt
Organism: Paramecium tetraurelia
Lineage: Eukaryota; Ciliophora; Oligohymenophorea; Peniculida; Parameciidae
Exons: 4
Source: RefSeq, a predicted model, not a curated record
AUGACAUUUGUGAAUGAAGUAUUCACUGAAGGCAAACACACUGUGGUUGAUAAAUAUGUUCCGAAGAUAUUCAGUAAACCGAGAGAGGAGGAGAGAACUUACGACUUAACUUAAUACAUGAAUAAAAAGUAGGCAUUUUGGAGUUAUGAAAUUUCAAUAUUCAAAAACUAUCAGCCAGAUAAUGAUGAAUUAAUUGAUGAAUGUUUUGAAUACGAUUUUCAGACUUCGAAAAUAAACAGGAUAGUCCGUGAUCCUCAAGAGUUGAUGGAAGUAAAGGAAAUCUUGAGGGAAUAUUAUCCGUAUAUCUUUGCUAGUUAUAAAUUCUAUGCUUCCACUCUAAUCGGAGCCAGUAUUCCCUUGCAUAUCAUCGAAUGCGUUUUUUUGAUUUUAUCGGUUAGACUACAACCAGGAGACAUUGAUUUGAAUUUCAUCUCGACUUCAAAUGUUAAGGACAUUCAAUAUCCAAAUGUUUAUGAGAAGGCAUUAGUAAGAUACCAAUUUAUGGAAGUGCUCGUAAGAAUUGCUUUGGAUAAGUAUACACGAACGGGAAUAUGUAAAUCAAUGAAAUUAAGUGUCUUGAAAUUAUUUGAGGAUGAUUUGGUUAAGGCCAGAUUGCAAGAGAUUGAUCGAGCUCAGGAUUGGAGAGAUAUGAGAUUGUGGAAUGAACAGAGUGACAUGUUAAUAAAGGAUCGAUUGCCCAUGCUUAAAUUGUUAUUUAAAUUUACAUCCAAGUUGAAUCCCAAGUAGAAAUUCUAUAAACACACUUGGAUUCAAUUCAAGGAUUUCAGAGAUCUAAUGCUCAGAUGUGAUUUGUAUUGUGACAUCUUUGUUGAAAGAGAUGCCUAUUUGGCAUAUUUGUUAUCAAUGCAAACUCAAGUAGAUGAGCUGUUUAGUCUGAGACAUUUUCAAAUGGAAUUCUAUGAAUUUAUUGAAGCCUUGUGUAGGUGUGCUGAGAAACUAUCCUUGAUUAGAACUAAGGACAUCUUGAGCAUUGAUGACAGGAGACAAGAACCCCUCCAUAAGAAGAUUGAUGCCUUUUUACUCCUCAUCUACUUGAGGGCUGGAGAUGCUAUCAAAUAGCAAUUGAAGGAAGCUGAAGAUUUUACUGAUUUUGAUAAGUGUAUGACCAGAAAGCAAAAGACCUUGCAACAAUAAAUAGAGGAGAUGGGGAGUGAGGAAGAAGAAAAACCAUAUAAUCCAGCUAUAGAAGCAUCAGCACUUGAAGAGUAAUUGAAACAAGUGCCAGUCUAAACAAUUCAAACAGGAUCUAAAUUAAAGAAAGCAUUGUCCUUCUUCUCGGUUAUAAAGUAGAUGCAACAGUAGAAGCAAUUGAAAUCAAAUUUCUUAUUGACCAAUGUUGUCUAAUACUUCAAGUAAAAAGAGGAGGAAAUGUUACAAAAUGAGAUGGAAUAAGGAUGA